This is a messenger RNA of Aspergillus welwitschiae, 963 nucleotides long. RefSeq lists its product as uncharacterized. The record is from RefSeq and is a predicted model, not a curated record. NCBI's taxonomy places the organism in Eukaryota, Fungi, Ascomycota, Eurotiomycetes, Eurotiales, Aspergillaceae. The coding region runs from base 1 to 963 and encodes 320 amino acids. The transcript has a single exon.
AUGGCCAGUCGCGAUGGCCACAUGUCUGAGCCAUUCCAACGCAAAGUGGACGAGCUAGUAAGGAAGUAUGACUGCAUCAUUGAGCCCAAUGCUGUUUUGCAUGCCAUCCUUCAGGAUCCAGAGAGUCUGAAUUCUCUCGUCAACGCAAUUCAACGCCAGGCAUCGCUCGUGCGGCACCGGUCUCAGAACCCCGAAGACGGAGAGAUUACCGUCUUUGACAACGCUCUGAUGAUUUUGUCCGGUAAUGGCCAUGAUACCCAAGACAUCGGAGCUCUCGAACUAUACCUGGCCGAAUAUCUUGGGAUCUGUACAUUUUCUCCCAUCCCCCAUGCUAAACAAGGUUUGCAUGAGUAUGACAUGCUCCAAAACACCGUGACCGGAGGUGACCUUUGCCCUUCUACCUUUCAUUUAGCAUUCCUUCUAUGGACAAUUCUCACUAGCUUCGCAGAAAGUGUAUCCAACAGCACCAAUGACAGAACUACAGCUGCAGAACAGCAACCGCACUCAAGUCCCGAACAAGCGGUCAAUACUCAUGUCCAAGCACACGAGCACCCUCGGAGACAGCAGCACAUACUUCCUCCACGGCCACCUCCAACCCUUGAGGAAAUCCGUCGCCGCGAGCAAGUGGAACGACUGCUUCGGAUCUAUGAAAAGGCCAAGGCGGAAUACAACAAGAAGAAUCCCGAAGAAAUUGAUGUCGGCUUGGCCAGAUACUUCCGCGAUACAGCUGAAACUACGCUUGACUUUCUGCGAGUUAAUGACAUGUCAGACCAUCCCCUGAUUCCCGAUAUCGAAUUCUCGUUUGAACGCGCCAAGUGCAAAGCUGCUCAGUUGGCGGGCCGGGGUCGUCACUUCGACCAGCCUCAGGCAGCAGCGUCAACACCCAACCAUCCUUCUAAGAACAGGAGAAGACGCCGUCCCCGAUAUCGCGAGGUUGACUCCUAUCGUCCUGGUCAUAAGUGA